Molecule: messenger RNA, 2463 nt
Organism: Tinamus guttatus (white-throated tinamou)
Lineage: Eukaryota; Metazoa; Chordata; Aves; Tinamiformes; Tinamidae
Source: RefSeq, a predicted model, not a curated record
AUGGGCAGCGCAGCCAGCCAAUCAGCGGGGCGCUGGGAUUAUCCCGAGUUUUGCUUCAAGUCGGAGGCUGUCCCUAAAAGGGGAGCGGAGCCAAAGCUCCCGCACGUCGGCGCUGAGGUUUGUUGGAAUUUUGAGCGGCGCAUUUCGGAAUCGCGGCUUCCCGGGGCCUCGAUUCCCUGCGGAGGACGGAGGAACCGCAUCGGCAGCGAGACGAGGAUCCUGGCCUCCCCCGGCAGCCCCCGGGAGCCCUUCUUCAAGCCCCCGUCGCCGGCGGCGCCCAGCCCGGGGCUGCCGGCGUCUCCGAAGCGCCUGGACGCCGUCCCGCUCAAAGAGGAGCGCGAGGGCCUGGCGAAGGCCGUGGGAAGCCCGCAGAGCAUGUCCAGCGCCGAGGAGGAGGAGGAGGGCGACGACAACAACGACUCCCCUUCCUCCAACUCCUCGCGGCCCCUCAAGGUGAGGAUUAAAACCAUCAAGACGUCUUGUGGCAGCAUCACCAGGACCGUCACCAGGAUCUCCUCGGAUUCGGAGCCGGGCUCCGCCAAGGGGCCGGCGGAGCAGAGCCCCCAAGAGACCUCCCUGGAAGCUGCUGCUUAUCCAGCCGCGGCGGAGAAGGAAGAUGGAAUGGGGCUGGAUAUCCCCAAGGAGAAACUGGAGCUCUCCAGCCCCUUGAAAGCCGUGGAGGGCCCCAAAAUCGUCAGCGUCCAGCUGGGGAACGGCACGAAGAUCAAGGGCACGGUGCUGCCCGUGUCCACCAUCCAGAGCGCCAGCAGCGCCAUGCUCAUCGCGGCCAGCGUGGCCCAGCAGAAGUCCGUGGUGCUGCCGGGCAAGGCGGGCAAGGCCGUGGCCAAGAACAUCCUCAACCUGGUGCCGCAGGCGCUGCCCAAGGCCGACGCGCGGAGCGCGGACUACCGCUGCCUGGAAUGUGGCGACUCCUUCGCCCUGGAGAAGAGCCUGGCCCGCCACUACGACCGGCGCAGCAUGCGCAUCGAGGUGACCUGCAACCACUGCACCAAGCGCCUCGUCUUCUUCAACAAGUGCAGCCUCCUCCUGCACGCGCGCGAGCACAAGGACAAGGGCCUGGUCAUGCAGUGCUCGCACCUCGUCAUGCGGCCCAUCGCGCUGGACCAGAUGAUCGGGCAGCCCGACAUCACCCCGCUCGUGUCGGUGGCCUCCUUCCCCGCCGGCAAGGUGGCCGCGGUGGCCCAGGACGCCGUGGCCGCCGCCAACGGGGCGCAGGAGCUGCCCAUCCUGCCCCUGAGCGGCGCCUCGGAGCAGAGCAGCUACAGCUGCUUCCGCUGCCUGGAGUGCAAGGAGCAGUGCAAGGACAAGGCCGGGCUGGCCGCGCACUUCCAGCAGGCAGGGACCACGGGGACCACGAGCAGCACGAACCGGCCGCCCCGCGUGUGCCCCGGGUGCUGCGGCAACUUCCUGCUGGCCAACGUCGAGGCGCACCUCAAGGAGGCCUGUCUGCACUUCUCCCGGCGCGUGGGCUACAGGUGCCCCAGCUGCGCCGUGGUGUUCGGCGGCGUCAACUCCAUCAAGUCGCACAUCCAGACGUCGCACUGCGAGGUGUUCCACAAGUGCCCCAUCUGCCCCAUGGCGUUCAAGUCGGCGCCCAGCGCCCACGCGCACGUCUACACGCAGCACCCCGGCUUCAGCAACCAGCAGUCCAAGAUGAUUUACAAGUGUGCCAUGUGCGACACGGUGUUCACCCACAAGCCCCUGCUCUCCUCCCACUUCGACCAGCAUCUCCUCAACCAGCGGGUCAGCGUCUUCAAGUGUCCCGACUGCCCCUUGCUCUUCGCCCAGAAACGCACCAUGUUGGAGCACCUCAAGAACACUCAUCAGCCGCAGAAGCCCAAGGAAGACCUGGUGAAGAAAGCGGCCGUCCUGCUCACGCCGAAGCAGGAGCCCGUGGAAACGCCCGUGUCCAAGAUGUCCGAGGAUUCCUCGUCCUCCACGGAGGAGGACGAGCCCCCCAGCUCCCCGGAGCUGCGCAAGACCAAGCGCAGCCGCUUCCAGCGCCAGACGUCGGUGAAGAAGUUCCCGUGCCGCCUGUGCGAGCGCUCCUUCUGCUCCGCUCCCAGCCUCCGGAGACACGUGCGAGUGAACCACGAAGGGAUCAAGCGCGUCUAUCCCUGCCGGUACUGCACGGAGGGCAAGCGGACCUUCAGCAGCCGCCUCAUCCUGGAGAAACACAUCCAGGUGCGGCACGGGAUCAAGGUGACCGACCAGACCAAGAGCCAAGAGGUCGUCAUCGCCCGGAUAGGGACCGGCCCCGCGCAGCAAAGGGCAGAGUCCGGACUCGCUGCCCUGCCCUCGGGGAGGGUGAAGAGGGAAGCAAAGGUUACUCCGGGGACCCGUGUGCCGGGCGGGAAGUCGCCUCCCGCCCGGGAUGAGGCCGGGAGAUGGGAACCUCCCCGCCCCGGGCCGGCGUUUGCAACCCGCCUGUGCUUGGGGUAG